Messenger RNA from Acanthoscelides obtectus, 1058 nucleotides. The record is from the annotation of a GenBank genome assembly. Lineage: Eukaryota; Metazoa; Arthropoda; Insecta; Coleoptera; Chrysomelidae.
GCCGCAUGAAGCGUCGCUAGGUCCCUGCACAGCUGUUGGUUGUUGGCUGACGCUGAGCCAACACGAGGCUAAUUUUAGUCCACUGACGGCAGUGGUAGUGGUAAAGUGGCAGUAGUUCGGUGACGGUUGACGGUAUCAGUUGCUAUAAUCGACAUAGACCACGCGGUUGGUAGUUUGUGCGCGACAUUUAUGUUCGAUUCGAGACGUUCUUAAUGCGAGAUCGGAGGAGCACCUUCGCGAAGGAGUACAUCAACAACAUCGUUAACCCUCUAGGAACGAGACCCCAAAGGCCCACUACGACUGAGGCCCACAAACAGGAAGAACGAGCCGUACAGGCCACCGAAGACCAUACUAAAGCCAUGCUGAUGCCUCCCACGGAGACAGAGCCCCUGGCGGGUCUGGGAGGUCUAAGCGUCUUAGGGGCCACGACCACGCUAAAUGGCCCGGUGCAGAGCAAAGAUACUACCUUUACAAAGCUGUUCGUUGGGGGGCUACCUUAUCACACUAGCGAUAAGUCACUUAGGGACCAUUUUGCAGUAUACGGUGAUAUUGAAGAGGCUGUGGUAAUCACUGACAGGCAAACAGGGAAAAGCAGGGGAUACGGAUUUGAUGAUUCGAAAAACAAUGCCAAUGUUUAUAGAGCUGCGAGUACAUUCAGGAAAACUUCUUAUAAACAUGGAUCUUGAUACUGGUCAAGAGAACUGAUAUUUCUUAAAUUUUUCAUGCCUUACUUAUUUCUCCGCCACCACUGGUGAAAACAUAUAAAAACUAUUUUAUCGUAGGAGUAGGUAGUGUUGUUCAAAAUGCCAACAAAAUCCGAGCAUAUAUCGAAACUAUAGGAGGCCUCGUAGCUUUUUAUUUAUAAAUUUAAAUAUUAUUUAUAAUUUUUUAUUAAACUAACACUGGUGAACAAAAUUAAGAUAAUUUUUUGUGAUCUGGACAAAACAAGGUGGUUAUUAUAUAAAACGUACCCAAAAAGCCGGAAAUAGCAUUCGAUUUUUUCAAUCACCUGCGGUUUUCUAGCAAUAAGGCAUUUUAUUAUUUUUUAUUAUACACGU